This is a messenger RNA of Gekko japonicus, 1565 nucleotides long. RefSeq names its product serine peptidase inhibitor, Kunitz type, 2 (gene SPINT2). The coding region runs from base 1 to 750 and encodes 249 amino acids. Lineage: Eukaryota; Metazoa; Chordata; Lepidosauria; Squamata; Gekkonidae. The record is from RefSeq and is a predicted model, not a curated record. Gene Ontology annotation, molecular function: serine-type endopeptidase inhibitor activity. The transcript has 6 exons.
AUGCCGCCACCCAGGCCGCCUUCGCUGAGCCCCGCCCGUGUCUCUCUCUCAGACGACUGUUUCCUGCCCUGCGUGGUGGGCCGCUGCCGGGCUGCCUUUCCCAGGUGGUGGUACAACGCAACCAGCCAGGCAUGCCAGGAGUUCAUAUUCGGGGGCUGCGGAGGCAACGGCAAUAACUUCGGGUCGAAGAAAGAGUGCUUCUGGACAUGUGUCCGAGGUGGAGAAGAGGAGACAGCGGGCACCCCGCUGACCGACCAGAGAGGGGCCGAGAAGCCUGCCACGGAGGCUGCGCCCACCUCUAGCCACCGUCGCCACCGUCCUGCAGAGGACACGAUCCGCUUCCAAGAGCACUGCGCUGCUCCAAGGGUGACGGGCCGCUGCCGCGCCUCCUUCCCCCGCUGGUUCUUCGACAUGGAGACCCGGACCUGCAAGAUGUUCAUCUACGGCGGCUGUGGGGGCAACAGGAACAACUACCUCCUCGAGGAGGACUGCCUGAGCCAGUGUGCGGCGGGCGGCGGCGAGCUACCCGGAGAGGAGGACUCCAGUGCCCACGGCCGCCUCUUUCCCGACUCAGCUCUGCAUUCCACCCGAGCCGUGAUUCUGGCCGUGCUCCUGGCCCUCCUGCUGGCUUCUCUGGUGCUGGUCGUGGUCCGGAUCUGCCGCCAAGGCCGGGAGACUUCGCUGAGCACCGUGUGGAGCACCGUGGACGCCGACAAAGAGCUCCUGAUGAGCAGCGGCUACACCCUCUGAAGGGGGGGGCCUCCUCGGGCUGCUUGCGUGUAAAUAGGAAGGGGGGGCUAGCCCUACUAUGAGUGUGGCUGGGCGGGGCUCUCUCUCUCUAGCACACGGAUCAUAAAUCUUUUCUUGGGGCUCCUUUUCUUGUGUUUGGCUUUUGACUCUUUCAGCACGGCUCCAUCCAGCGAAAGGGCCUCUUCCCCCGAACCCCCCUCCACCCCCACCGCCGUGAAGGUUUUGCUUUUUCCUGCCUCAGGGGACUUGGCUGGGCUCUGACCGGGGUGCAGAGGGCUCUGAAGCGAGCAGCAGUGCCCCCUCGUCUGUGGGGCUGGCCUUGCCCGGGGCGGGGGGUGGGUGGGCAGCCGUCCUGUUGCCACUGUGUGCAAGCAUUGGCCCACCUGGGGGGUGCCAGCGAGCAGGCAGAGGAAGGCCAGCCCCACAGGCUCUGGUGGGGGACUGUGGUCCUGCACAUGGGGGUUCUCUCUCCAGCCCCCUCCCGGGGAGGGAAGUAUUCACUGGUUCAAACCACUUCCAGGCGAGGAGGGGGCUGGCGGGGCUGGGGGUCUCCGUGGAAGGUGGGGAGAGAGCUCUUCUGGUGCUGCAGUUUCUUGGGGAAGUCAGCCCCCCACCGGCUGGCUGGCCCCGGCUCCUCCUCCUCCGCAUAUCUGCAGGGUUCAGGGUCCGUACUCUCUCCACCUUAGUUGCCUCUUGCCCGGGCUGCAUGCUGCGGGGCCUCUGCCCAGAACACCCCCGUGCCUCUCCCCCUUCCCCAUAAGAGAGGGGCAGCAAGCUUGGUGGUGGUGGUGGUGGGAGCCCCAGGCAGUGAGUGC